CGUGCCGGGGAGCCAAACAAACAACGGCAUGACGACGGCCACGGCGAGAGCAGCGCGACGCAGCGUGCGCAAUGUCUUCAGGCUCCUCGUCGUCGCCCUCAACCCGCUCGCGCACCCUCCUCUUCAUCUCCUACCGCGACUCCAGAGCCUCCUCCUCCCGCUUCCGCCGCUCCCGUGUCGUCUCAAACUACGACGACGCCCUCAACGACGGCGACGAGCAGGAACAUCUCAUCGACCACGAGCCCGGCCAUGUCGCCAUAGACGCACCCUUACCGCCGAGAUGGGUCGACGUCGCGGACCAGGUGGAGGAGAUACUCGUCGGCACACAGGCUAAAAUCACUGUCCUCGACAAGCUCCACGCGAAACAUGUCCUCCCCGGUUUCUCGGACCGGUCAGCUGAAGAGAGGGAGAUUGAGGCGGCUACCAACGACAUCACCAAAGACUUCCGCCAAUGUCAUGCUCUCAUUCAGCGAAUAGCUGCAACGCCGAACCACGCCUUCCCGCCUGCCCAAUCGGGACGCUCACAUCACGAAGACCUCGCCGCAAAGAACGUACAACGUGGCCUCGCGGCCAAAGUGCAGGAACUUAGUGCGACAUUCCGGAAGAAGCAGAGGGUGUAUAUGGAGAAACUGCAAGGACAUGCGAUAAAGAACCAGGAUCUACUCAUUGCUUCGGGUACCAUCUCUUCCCGGGGUACGGAAGGCCUCUCUGCUGUCGAUGAAGACGUUGAAGCUGCCACUGCCUCGCGCAACCGCGCUGCUCUUGCGCAAGACAUGAUGACCUCGGACGUUGAUCUGCGACGACGUGACCAUGAGCUCACGCAGAUUGCCCAGUCCAUUGCAUCACUGGCGGAGCUUUUCAAGGACUUGUCAGCGAUGGUCAUAGAUCAGGGGACACUCCUCGACAGUAUUGAAUACAACAUUGAGCAGACAGCUGUACAGAUGGAAGAGGCGGUCAAGGAGCUGGACACAGCGACAAGGUACCAGAAGAACACUGGCAGGAGAGCGUGCAUAUUCCUGCUUCUGCUAAUCAUCUUCGGUCUUAUCGUCGUCCUCAUCUUCAAGCCUCGCCGACAUGCCUCAUCGGCACCAUCACCACCAUCAGUCCCGCAAGAGCUAUCGUCCGAGGCGGGUUCCCUCUUCCGGCUGCCGAUGGGUGGUGGUACGGAGCUCAAUUCGACCACGACAUUGCUCAGAAGACAUCCGGACAGAUGAGUAUGCACGAGGCACCAUCAGCCCGCGCGCUACCAUUCUAUGUCUAUUUAAUCUGGAGCGUCUUGUGAUCUGCCUACCACUACAGCCUAUACCGAACCUAUAGCCCGACACUAUUCAUUUACCACUUUUGCUAGUCAA
Molecule: messenger RNA, 1352 nt
Organism: Rhodofomes roseus
Lineage: Eukaryota; Fungi; Basidiomycota; Agaricomycetes; Polyporales; Fomitopsidaceae
Product: t-SNARE
Exons: 7
Coding region: 72-1214 (380 amino acids)
Biological process (GO): vesicle-mediated transport; vesicle fusion; intracellular protein transport
Cellular component (GO): membrane; endomembrane system; SNARE complex
Molecular function (GO): SNARE binding; SNAP receptor activity
Source: RefSeq, a predicted model, not a curated record